Messenger RNA from Pieris macdunnoughi, 468 nucleotides. NCBI's taxonomy places the organism in Eukaryota, Metazoa, Arthropoda, Insecta, Lepidoptera, Pieridae. The record is from the annotation of a GenBank genome assembly.
AUGCAUGAAAAUUCUAUAAUUCCAGAUCACCAAUUCGGGUUUAGAGUACAACACGGUACUAUCGAACAAACUCACAGGGUGUGUAAAUUCAUAAGCAAUAGCCUUGAGCUAAAAGAGUACUGCUCCUCAGCUUUUCUGGACGUUCAACAAGCAUUCGAUCGGGUAUGGCACAAGGGGCUCUUAUGCAAGAUCAAGUCACUUCUGUCUCAUACUUUCUAUGGAAUCCUAGAGUCUUAUAUCACCGAUAGAAUAUUCCAAGUGAAAGAGAUGGAUUGUACAUCAGGUUUUCAUGAUAUACUUGCAGGGGUACCUCAAGGCUCUGUACUUGGCCCAGUGCUGUACACCAUAUUUACCUCAGAUCUACCGCGUACCUCUGAAGUCAACAUUGCAACCUAUGCAGACGAUACGGCAAUCCUACGAGUAACAACCCGAAGAAGCCACGUUAAAGCUGCAGCGAAGCCUAAAUGA